This is a messenger RNA of Neocloeon triangulifer, 1528 nucleotides long. Its product is annotated as probable imidazolonepropionase. Gene Ontology annotation, cellular component: cytoplasm. Gene Ontology annotation, molecular function: imidazolonepropionase activity. The transcript has 8 exons. Bases 81 to 1442 code for a protein of 453 amino acids. The record is from RefSeq and is a predicted model, not a curated record. NCBI's taxonomy places the organism in Eukaryota, Metazoa, Arthropoda, Insecta, Ephemeroptera, Baetidae.
AUAAAACGUAUUAAAGUACGAGGAACGAAUUGCCAACGUCAAAAGGUCGUGGGAGAAGAAGAAAGACGCUGGCUCUGAGCAUGCACCCUCUCACGUCGCGCCGUCUUUUCUUUUUGUUGCUUUAUUUCAGCGCUUGCCGGUCGCAAGAGCUUGGAAGCAGGAUGGAAAAAUUGCUGCUCGUCCGCUCAGCUAGACAGGUGGUCACGGUCACCAAUGACCCGCAGGUGACCCGGCUUGUCGGCCAGGAAAUGAAGUCGGUCACCGUUAAGGAAGGCGCUGUGUCCAUCGUUGUUGACAACGGAGGUUUUAUAGAAUUUAUUGGGUCUGACGAUGAAGUUGCAGAGAAAUAUCGUAACGUCAAAUUUUCAAAGGAAAUCAACGCUUCAAACUAUGUCGUACUGCCCGGUUUUAUUGACACCCACACCCAUCCAGUUUGGGCCGGUGACCGAGUCAACGAAUUUGCAAUGAAGCUCGCCGGUGCAACUUAUUUGGACAUCCACGCGAGCGGCGGUGGAAUUUUCUUCACGGUGGAAAAAACGAAAAACGCCACCGACCAGGAACUCGCAGACUCUUUGGUUGAACGGCUUAGCAAGAUGUUGAGAUCAGGCACCACCACUGUGGAGUGCAAAUCUGGAUACGGGCUUGAUUUGGAAAACGAAAUUCGACUCUUGAAGGUCAUCGAGAGCGUUCGUGGGAAAACUGCCGUUGAUAUUUCCUCAACCUAUUGCGGCGCCCACGCGGUUCCAAAAGGUCUGACUGCCGAGGAAGCGACCAUAGAUAUUUUGGAGAGGCAAAUCCCUGAAUUAAAAAAUCUGAUUGAGACCAAAACGUUGAACGUGGAGAAUAUCGACGUGUUCUGCGAAAAGGGCGUCUUCACCACGGAGCAGAGCAAGAGGAUCCUCGAGGCCGGAAAGCAAAUCGGACUUCGAGUGAAUUUCCACGGAGACGAAUUGUACCCAACGAAAAGCGCCGAGAUGGGAGCAUCAAUUGGGGCGACGGCCAUCAGCCACUUGGAGGAAAUCAGCGAGCAGGGCAUCGCAGACAUGGCUGCUAAUGGAAGCGUGGCUGUAAUUUUGCCUACAACCGCCUACACCAUGCGUCUCAAACCACCCCCAGUCAGGAGAAUGAUCGAGGCAGGGGUGGCUGUGGCCCUUGGCACCGACUUCAACCCUAAUGCCUUUUGCUAUGCCAUGCCCAUGGUGAUGAACUUGGCUUGCGUGACUCUUGGAAUGUCCAUGCCCGAAGCCCUGAUUGCGGCCACUCUGAACGCAGCCGCCUCCCUGGGCAGGAGCAACACGCACGGCUCCAUAACUCGGGGCAAAUUUGCCGACUUUCUUCUCGUCAGGGCCCCCAGGUGGGAGCACAUCAUUUAUCAGAUGGGAGCUCACGAGGAUUUGAUUGAUUUCGUCGUCAAGAAUGGAAAGGUCGUUUUUGAAAAGUGAAAGCGCUUUCAGGUUCAUUAGUUUCUAAUGGUUUUAAUAUCAUUAACCAGGUUUAAAUAAAUCUUAUUUACUUUUGGAAUUAAUAA